AUGGCCCCUCCUACUCCGUCCUCGCAUCGCCCACGCAAGAAGAGAAAGGUCGCGAUCUCACCUGGCUCAAACAAUAGCCUGAUCAUGGAUACCGGAGAUGGACGACAAACGCCUGCAUUUCCCUUGGUCUCGUUCCUCUGGGCCGCGCGAGCCGGCAUCUCACAAUGGCUGAUUCUGCCUCUCACUCUCAUGGCCGUCGGCCUCUUCCGGUGGGCUGUCAGUCUCUGGGGUUACUCGGGGCUCAAUGUCCCACCAAUGCACGGCGAUUUCGAGGCGCAGAGGCACUGGAUGGAAAUCACCACGCAUCUGCCAAUGGCGAACUGGUAUCUCUAUGAUCUGCAAUAUUGGGGCCUCGACUAUCCCCCGUUGACCGCAUACCAUAGCUGGUUGUGUGGUAGAAUUGGCUCCGCGUUUGAUCCUACAUGGUUCGCUUUGGACAAGUCUCGGGGAAUUGAAGGCCCCGACUUGAAGGUCUACAUGCGUGCCACCGUGGUCAUCUCCGAAUACCUAGUCUAUAUCCCGGCCGUCGUCAACUUCCUUCGCCGGUAUACUCGUAUGCAUGGUGUGCAUGCCUGGUCUGCCUCCAUCGCUCUUGUCGCCGUCCUCCUACAGCCGGCCACUAUUCUCAUCGACCAUGGCCACUUCCAAUAUAAUACGGUGAUGCUGGGAUUAGUGGUCGCGAGCUUGGAUGCCAUCUUGGCCGGGCGUAUGCUCUGGGCUUGCAUCUUCUUUGUUGGUGCAUUGGGAUUCAAGCAGAUGGCAUUGUACUAUGCACCUGUCAUGUUCGCCUAUCUUCUGGGCAUUUGCGUUUUCCCGCGGAUCCGCUUCCUCCGACUAAUUAACAUUGCACUCAUCACGCUCGCUGCAUUUGCCUUGUUGUUCGCCCCGCUCCUUUAUGGAGCUACCCACGCGGAGGCUCGGGAGCUAUUUGCAUCGUCGCCCCAGCCUCCGCUGUUGCAAUCGCUUCCGGUUUCUCUCGAUCAGAAUUCGACGGCGUACGCUUUACUUUUCCAAACGACGCAAAUCGUCCACCGCGUGUUCCCAUUCGCCCGCGGCCUGUUUGAGGACAAAGUGGCGAACGCUUGGUGCGCAAUCCACAUAUUCUACAAGCUCAACCGCUUCGAUACUUCCCUGUUACAGCGGGCGUCUCUCGGCGCCACAUUGGCCUCGAUCAUUGUUCCUUGUGCCAUCAUCUUCCGCCACCCCCGGGCUUCUCUCCUACUCCCCGCUCUUUCCUGCGUCUCGUGGGGCUUCUUCCUGUUCUCUUUCCAGGUUCACGAAAAGAGCGUCCUUCUUCCUCUCCUUCCCAUGACCCUGACCUUGGCUGGCGACGGUGGCCUCAGCAAACAGAACCGCGCGUGGGUUGGCUGGGCCAAUAUUCUUGGCUCAUGGACCAUGUACCCACUUCUCAAGCGCGACGAACUGCGAGUUCCCUACGUUGUCAUGACUCUACUCUGGGCCUAUCUGAUGGGUCUUCCUCCGGUUUCAUUGGAGAUUUUUCGGAGCCGGGCUUCACUCGAAGAUACCCAGCUCGAGCCGCAUCUUUUCAGCAAGCUCUUACAUCUGGCCUUCUAUCUGGCCAUGGUUGGCUGGCAUGUCCUGGAAGCGUUUGUGGCUCCGCCUGCCGGCAAACCAGAUCUGUGGGUGGUUCUCAACGCACUUAUCGGUGCCGGUGGAUUUGGGCUUGCGUAUAUUUGGUGCAUGUGGAAUUUGGUCACCCAGUGUCGUAAAAUUGACCGUCAGGCAGCUGAGGAGAUCCGGAGGAAGAAGCAGUAA
Penicillium canariense is the source of this 1776-nucleotide messenger RNA. Its product is annotated as dolichyl-P-Glc:Man(9)GlcNAc(2)-PP-dolichol alpha-1,3-glucosyltransferase ALG6. The transcript is spliced from 3 exons. The record is from RefSeq and is a predicted model, not a curated record. Gene Ontology annotation, molecular function: dolichyl pyrophosphate Man9GlcNAc2 alpha-1,3-glucosyltransferase activity. The coding region runs from base 1 to 1776 and encodes 591 amino acids. Gene Ontology annotation, biological process: protein N-linked glycosylation. Gene Ontology annotation, cellular component: endoplasmic reticulum membrane. NCBI's taxonomy places the organism in Eukaryota, Fungi, Ascomycota, Eurotiomycetes, Eurotiales, Aspergillaceae.